This is a messenger RNA of Salvelinus namaycush (lake trout), 7543 nucleotides long. Its product is annotated as A-kinase anchor protein 11-like. Lineage: Eukaryota; Metazoa; Chordata; Actinopteri; Salmoniformes; Salmonidae. Gene Ontology annotation, cellular component: cytoplasm. Gene Ontology annotation, biological process: intracellular protein localization. The transcript has 13 exons. The record is from RefSeq and is a predicted model, not a curated record. The coding region runs from base 1 to 5460 and encodes 1819 amino acids. Gene Ontology annotation, molecular function: protein kinase A binding.
AUGGAUGCCUGUGCCCGUAUCCGAGGAGUUCCUCUCAGGACCAGAGCCUCCAUCAGGAAAGAGACGGUGCGUGACAGCGGGCCUCAGUGUGUGAAGAGCCUUCUGAGGAGCAGGAAGGAGCUGUGCAGCAUGGGACUGGAGCUACAGACCAGAGACACACCACGCCUGACUGAGAUCAAUUUUGUGUGUUUGCCUGGCCUCUCUGAAGGGGAGGAUCUAACUCUACAGGCCCUGUCGUCUCUCUCAGGGGACCUGGCGGAGCUCCUGAGGUCUCCCCACGUUACCAGCCUGAGGAACGAAGAGGUGCUGCUGCUGAAGGACAGCAGGAAACCAGCCGACAGGAGGGACUCUACAACACAGCAGUGCUCGCUAAAGGCGGUGUGUGUUGUAAGGCACAGCUCCAGCCCCAGUCAGCCCAUUGUUGGUGUGUUGGUGGGCCUGCUGGGGCGUUAUGCUGCGGGGGUCCGUUAUGCCCUGGAGCUCCAGGCCCUCCACAGGGGCACGGCAGAACCCUGCCAGCCCGAGGACGAUGACACCAACCAGUCUGUGUCUUCCAUCGAAGAUGACUUUGUCACCGCUCUGGAACACCUAGAGGAGGAGGCCACCGGAGAGAAUAACAACGCCGAUGACUCUUAUCUCCAUGGAAACCAGCGUGAUGUGGCCUCCCAGACAGUCCCUGCCCACAAGAGAGACAAGGACCUAUCAGGCUCCAGGAUCAUAAUCAGCUCUGCCCACAGGAUGUCUUCAACCAAUCGUAGGUCUCCUCCAGAGGUGUCCGUUACCGUACAGUGCUCCAGAAGGGCAGAGUCCCAGUGGACCCUCUGCAGCCCUAGAGCCCGGCUCCCCUCCCCCACACGUCCCGUCAGCGAAUCAGAGGAGUCGGACGGCUCCAGCCCUAGUCCAAUCAUCUUCCUAGAUGAGGUUGGCUACCAGAAAAGUCUCAAAGCGACACUGGACAUCCCUCAGAUCCCCGGGGGGCCGACGGACAGGGUGGAGGACUCUGACUCUGAGGUCAGCGAGUUCUUCGACAGCUUUGACCAGUUUGACGACCUAGACGAGCUGAGCUCAGAGAGCUGUACACUCACCCUGCCUUUAGACCCGACUUCCUCUGUUAUCAUUACCGGCCCAGACCAGAAGAAGAAGUACUCUGGUACUGGCAAGUCAGGGUCCAAGAAAGUGUCCCGAAGCUGUUCCACCAUGAACCCCCACCGGUUCGACCAGCGCACCCUCCCUGCGAAUGUGAAGAAGCCCACCCCGCUCAGAAGCCCCCUUCCCCUUGGCUCUCCGUAUGGAUCCCCUGACUCCCCCCGGCCGGCCCGGACCUCCUGUGAGGAAGGUGGAGGUCCUCUGUUCAGCCCCGUUAGCUCCUCAGCCUUCAGCCCACUCGGAGAUGGAGCACUGGAUUACUUCUGGAAGACCGAGGGAGAUGGAGGAGAUGAGUCAGAGCUAAAGAAACCCCAGGACCUGUGUUCACUCUACAAGACUUACUCAGACUUUGCCAGCAGUCUGUCCAAGGAGAUCCUGGGCUCCGUGUGUGGAUACCAGUCUCCUGUGGACCUCAACGACAACAAGAAUCUGAGCUGUGUCUGUCACAAGGAGUUCCAGAACCAGUCUGGACACGUCAUGAAGCUGUCUGAGAUCCAGGAGACGGUGACUGUCUCCAAGCUGCAACAGAAGCCCCAGUCUCUGAAGGACGGCAUCCAGAGGUUUGCCACAGACUUGGUAGAGAUGAGUCUGGGCAGCGCUCUGAGAGACCUGCAGAAGGGAGUGUCCUCUUGCACCACCACCCUAUGCCACCUGGCCGCCAAACUCACCACAUCUGUCUUCCAGAUGGCCUUCCAAGAGAUUGGCAUGCGCCGCGCCUACGUCCUGAAGGAACGGGCCAUCAACGGGCUGGCUGGGUUCCUGGUGGGAGAGGCAGUGUCGGGCGCUCUGAAGGACUUCCUGACGGUGAAGAAGCAGAUGUUCAACAGCACCGUGACUCAGUUUGCCGCCGACCUUGCGGAGGAGCUGGUGUUUGAGGGGAUGAUGGAAGUGUGUCAGUUCUCCCACCCCUCCACCCCCCUCACCCCCAGUGACUGGUCCUUCAGCGUGGGGGAGGAGGACGAUGAGGAGGUGGUGUCCUCCUAUGCCUCAGACCUCUCUGAGUCUGUCCUCCAGGAGGCCUUCAUCGAACUGUCCCAGGCUGACGUGGCCUUCACCACCCAAGCAGCCAUCAGUGUCUCUCUGGACAACAUAUUCUACGUCAGCACUGACGAAACACACACUACCUGCAGUACCGCUGCUGACCACCAGGCUAACCCUGCCGAGGAAGGCCCAGGUCCAUCAGGGGAGGAUGGCUGUACUGUGAAGAAGGCUCUGUUCUGUGUGUCUGGGAUGGCCAGCUGUGUACCUGUCCCCCAGGCAGGCCAGGCCAUCUCCCUCUUACACGACUCAGAAGACAUCUGCCAGUGUAAGACCAGCCUGGCCCACACCUCCCAGACUAGCCCUAAGAGGAGCUGCAGCUCAGAGAGCAGAAUGGUGACCACAGCCGCCUCUGAUGCUACUGCUACCACACAGACUGACCUGCUGCCAAAGACCCCCUUUCACAACUUCUCUGGCAACAUGGUGGAUAUGAUAGUGAGUGAAGCGUGUGAGCUGAUGACUGCCACAAAGAUGAAGAAGAAGGUGGAGGACUGUGCUGACUUCCUUUCUAAAGCCAUUGUUGGUCGGGGACCUCCAUCCGGACAGGAGGGUACUGUCACUGACCAGACCUCCCACUCCUCUCUCCACCCUCAUUCUCAGAAACCAGGGAGAGUGACCUGUGAGUCAGGCUCCAGGACCAGCAGAGCUGUCUCAGAGACCCGGCCUGUGAUGAUGAAGGACACUCUAGAGAUUCCAGGGUUUGAGAUGGACGGCCGGGAAGGCAGGAAGAUGGCCUCCGGUGAGGAGAUGGUUCCCAGCACUGGUUGCAAGUCCAGCGGGACCCCUGGUACGCCCCCCUCCACCCCCCAGCAUCCCAACAAGAUGUCCCAGGAGAAGCAGAUCAAGCAGUUCUCCAAGAAGCUGAAAGGCAAACUGGCCAAGGAGUUCUCUCCCGCCACCCCUCCUCCCACCCCACACUACCAGCCAGGGCCUGAGCCCAAAGAGUCUCCCUCUGAGAUGGACAAGGCUGACUUCAUGCUCAAACUGAUGAGGUCUCUGUCUGAGGAGGCAGACGGGAACGAGGAAGAGGAGGGUGGAGUAGAAGGGCUUAACUCUGGAACCGAGACAGGAAACCGUCCGCAGCCAGAACUCAACCUAUUGGUUGGAGGACACAAGAUGGCCGACAAGGGAGCCCUCCAUUACGCAGAGCGCCUGGCGUGCCACAUUGUCUCCAUGGCGACAGAGAUGGACACUCUGGGAGGAGUGGAGGAUGGAGGUAGGAGGACGGUGGAGGAGAGAAGAGACAGCGUGGCCCAGUUCUCGGAGCAGACCCUGAACACGCUGUGGAUCUACGCUGGCGAGGUGGCGGGAGAGGUGAUCAGUGACGUGAAGAGGAUAAUGGGGUCAGGACAGUGUCGUCAAAGAGCAGUCAAACGAGCCAGCCAGGACUGGUCAGGGGAAUGCCCUCACCACCACAACCAACUCCAGCCCAGUGAACACAGCAGGGGCUGCAGAGUGGGUCAUCUGGCUGAACAGUGGUCUGGUGACCUCUCCUCUGUCCUCCACCCGUCAACUUCCACCUCUACUGCCAGCUCUGGCCUGUCCUCUGACUAUCCCAGCUGUGAAAGUGUGACAGAUGAGUACGCUGGCUACCUAAUCAGGGUGCUGAAGAAAGAGGGAGGCAGCAGGGAGCUGGUCCUGGAUCAGUAUGCCAGCCGUCUGGCCUACCGCUCCAUUAAACUGGGCCUGGCCCAUGCUGCCCGCAACAUGAAGAAGAGACCCUCCUCCUCCAGGCACCACUCCUCCAGAAGGCUCCACCAGGAUGGCUGCAGGGGGCCCAAUGCUGAGCCGUCUGUACCCAGGGACGAAGCAGGGAGAGUGGGAUCUCCUUCCAGCGACUCUGAUGAUGGGAGCCAGAGGGAGUACAUGGAGCUGGUGAACUUCGCAGAGUCGUUGGCGUACAGCAUCACCUGUGACGUCACACGCAAACUCUGUGUGUCGUCAAACCGACUACCCAAGUCCCUGACUGACUCGUGUCUGUAUCAGAAAUUCAAGCUGGAGGACAUGGCAGAGAACCUGAUCAGGAACUCCUUUUCAUGCCCCCUGCUGGCCAACGAGGGAAAGAACAGGCAGUACCACAGCACAGGCUGCCUGGACGACGGAGGAUACAACAGUGGAGUCAUGCAGGUCAUGGAGCACUAUGCCAGGAAGAUAGUGGACGACACACUGGAGAUGGGCCUAGCCUCGGCCGGACACCCAGCCCAACAGGGUCCAGACAGACACUCCCACUCUGAGAGGCCGUCUGAGGGGGGAGCAGUGGGCUCUGUGCUGGGGGAGACAGCCUGCCGAUACUGCCAGGUCAUCGAGUGUCCGUUCUGCUCGUGGCCUAGCAGGCAGUACAUCCUUGGGGCAGGAGCAGGCCAGAGGAGGAGGCCGGACGGGGAGGUGGGGGUGUGUGGCCUGGAGAUCCCUGAGAUUUACAUCGAUCUGGACCGCAGGGCAGUGUUCGCAGAGGAGAUCGUCACUACGGCGAUGGAGGGGGCGAAACGAGAGCUGAGCAACACCAGCCUGAACGCUGACAGCGGGAUCGGACACGACGGGCCAAGCUUUGCCGAGAGUCUGACCGCAGAGAUCAUGACGUCCGCGCUGUCCAACGCAUGCCAGACUGCCAACCUCAGCUCUCCAGGCAGGGAGGCCACAGAGUCCACGGUGUCCCAGCAGCUCAGUCUGAGUGUGGGAGAUGACAGUCUGGGCAGCUGGUCCAACCUCAGCUUUGAGGACGAGCACCCCGACGAGACCAGCAGCUUCCUGCACCUCAGCAGCAAUGGGAACAGCAGUAGUUGGAGCAGCCUGGGGUUAGAGGGAGAGAUGUAUGAGGAGCACCUGUCCUUCUCUCCUUCCGACAGCGACUGCACUGAGGACAAGGAGCUUGAGACCAAGGAUGAAUCCUGCGGUUCUGUGCGUGUGGACCGGGGCCAGGCUCAUAGGCUCCUCCUGGUGGUCAACUCGGAGCUCAGGGAGAUGACCCCUGACCCACAGCACAUGACCUUUGACCCCCAGCUCAGGAGCAUGCUGCAGUGGGCGGCGGCCUCCAUUGCAGACCUGCCAAUGGUUCAGCUGGGUCAUAGUGGCAGCUGGGACCUGCAGCAGCUGCCUGCGGUGGUCCAGAGGGUGAAGGAGAGGGAGUGGAGGGUGGGAGAGCUGCUCCAAGCCCUGCUGCGCUACUGUGAGGAAACCUUCACCCCACCCCAGUCUGAACCCAGAGAGGAGACACCCCAGGCGGGGAAAGCACUCCACCACACUCCCCUCUUCCAGUGGCUCCUGGAGCACGCCUAGGCUGACUGCACUUACCUAGGCUGACUGCACCUCACCUCUCGCUCCUCUCCCCUUCCUCCUCACCUCCCCUUCCUCCUUCUCUCCUCUCCCUCCUCACCUCUCCCCUCUCUCCUCUCCCCUCCCUCCUCACCUCUCCCUCCUCUCCUCUUCUCUCUCCUCACCCCCACGUGACUUACUGUACAGUAUCUGUGAAGCCUGCCACAUAGUGAGCACUACCUGGCCAUGUUAAACUAAACCCUAUGAAGAUUCUCAUCACUCUUCAGUGAUGUGCAGCGUACCUGCCAAACCCCAAAUCUAGGGCAUAUUGCAUGCCGUGACUGAAAGUAAUUGUGUGUUUUCUUCUCUUUGGUUUUGUUGUGGUUCUUUUGUGUUUAAUAUUAGGCUGCAUGUCACAUGCGUUGACUAGUGUGCUAUCGUUGACUAGUGUGCUAUCGUUGACUAGUGUGCUAUCGUUGACUAGUGUGCUAUCGUUGACUAGUGUGCUAUCGUUGACUAGUGUGCUAUCGUUGACUAGUGUGCUAUCGUUGACUAGUGUGCUAUCGUUGACUAGUGUGCUAUCGUUGACUAGUGUGCUAUCGUUGACUAGUGUGCUAUCGUUGACUAGUGUGCUAUCGUUGACUAGUGUGCUAUCGUUGACUAGUGUGCUAUCGUUGACUAGUGUGCUAUCGUUGACGACUGCCUUUCUGCUAAAGCCCUCUCGCCCUCUGACACCGUCAUCGCACACAGCCACUCUUUCUCACAUCAUCUGGUGUGGGCCGAGGGAAUCUGACCCCCGCAACUUCCAUCUCCUACCCCAACACAGAAACACUCCUGCUGUGAAUUCACUUUAAGGGUGGUGAGGCUGGGCAUUUCCACCAGCUGCCCCAGGCCUCUGCCUCCUUCUAGAUGAUACUACAACAUGAUGAAAUGUUUGAGUGAGUGGCCCCAUAUCCUGUUAGGGUUAACAGUAGAGUUAGUCAGUCAGUCAACCACAGCAGCGAACAUUCACACAGGCCCAAAAUAAAUCUCUGGUGUUAUUGUGACACUGUGAUUGCUUGUAUUAUGAAGGGAAUUUCAGACAAUGUGAAAUGAUGUGGAUAUUGACCAUACUGUGGCUUCUCUACACUGUAAUAUACAUGGCCUGUCUGCGCAUGUUGAACUGGUGAGUUUGCAUGGCUGUUCUGCUUCUGACAUCCCUGGACAAACGGACUGAGAACUUAACACUCACUAUUGUGUUAUGGAACUUCCCAGGAAUGCAUUAGCAGGCCUUUGUGCUGUGAUCCAUUACAGUCACUUACAAUGUAAUAAACAACAUGUACGUACUCCUCAUGGUUACAUGCACUGUACUAUAGCUAGUUCUGCACUGUACUAUAGCUAUAGCUAGUUCUGCACUGUGCUAUAGCUAGUUCUGCACUGUACUAUAGCUAGUUCUGCACUGUACUAUAGCUAUAGCUAGUUCUGCACUGUGCUAUAGCUAGUUCUGCACUGUACUAUAGCUAGUUCUGCACUGUACUAUAGCUGUACCAUCAGCAGAGCCUAUUUCAGUGUUUACCAUGGCCUGAUCCUCAUGCUCUUCAUCACUUGAAUAUUAUUAUAUUGAGAUGCCUGUCAGUGAAUGAGCCCUAAUGACACUUCAGCUGUGCAAUAGCCCCAGUUAGAACUGCCUGACAGCACAGCUGUAGACUCCACAUUGUCAAACUCCCUUACAGCACAGCUGUAGACUCCACGUUGUCAAACUGCCCUUACAGCACAGCUGUAGACUCCACGUUGUCAAACUCCCUUACAGCACAGCUGUAGACUCCACGUUGUCAAACUGCCUGACAGCACAGCUGUAGACUCCACGCUGUCAAACUGCCUGACAGCACAGCUGUAGACUCCACGCUGUCAAACUGCCUGACAGCACAGCUGUAGACUCCACAUUGUCAAACUGCUUGACAGCACAGCUGUAGACUCCACAUUGUCAAACUGCUUGACAGCACAGCUGUAGACUCCACAUUGUCAAACUGCUUGACAGCACAGCUGUAGACUCCACGUUGUCAAACUGCCUGACAGCACAGCUGUAGACUCCACGUUGUCAAACUGCUUGACAGCACAGCUGUAGACU